GCGAUCUUAAUAUUAACAUUAUUACCAUCACCGUCAACCCAACUAAGGCAAUUCACGUAUGAAGAUUCUCAGACUGGUCUAGAUCUUCUGGAUAAUGAUAAAUCUAGUGAUGGAACAGUAAUUUUACGUUUCGGAUAUCCAAUUAGCCAAGUAAAUGGAAUUAAAUGUUGGGAUAAGACUAUUUAUCUUCGAAUUAUUCAUCCUAACGCAUCAAUUAGUUUCUUUACGAUUUCAAAUCACGGGAUUCCAGAUUUUAAUUUUUGUUUGAAAAAUAACAAAACUACAGCUGAUUAUACUACAAUUUGGGGAUUCGAUCAAGGACUUAUGAUUACUUAUUAUAAUUCUUCUAAUUUAAUGACUUCAGCAAUUAUGGGACUCUUUAUUAAUUUUGAAGGAACUAUUAUAAGGUUUUCUGAAAGUGGAAUAAUUCAAACAAACAUUAGUAUUGUAACAACCUCAUCUUUUUAUGUAUUAGAGAAAGGAUUUGCAAUAGCUUAUGGAGGAGAAGAUUUACCGGUCAAUCUUAACCAAUCUACUGUAGACAUUAAUAGAAGUACUACUAAUAGUGCAUACAUAAUAUUUUAUUAUUUCGAAACAAACACACGAAUUGGACCGUUUAUAUUAUUUCGAACUCCCACACAAUUAUCAAAAUCGAAUAACACUCAAAUAUUAACUCAAACUUUAACAUUGCGAGGAAUUAUAUGUAAUGUUGAAUUUAAUGGAGCAGGAAAUAUAUGUUGGUUAUUAUUGAUUUCACAAUAUACUGCGAAUGUUAAUAACAAUACUACCAACAAUACAAAUGCCAACAAUACAAGUUCACAACCUGUUCAAAAUCUCGCCUUAAAGAUAUCUUAUCUUUCUUCCGGAUCGAUAACAAAGCAGGGGGAAAUGAAAAAUACAUCUAGUUACGGAUAUUAUAUUCAACCUCUUCUAUUCGGUGGAUAUUUAAUGAUGGUAUUUGAAGAUAAUUAUAUUUUUGGAUAUAUUCUCGAUGAAAAUGGAGAUAUAUAUUGCGAUUGGUCAUUACCACAACCUUUAAAUAAUACCGCGUAUAAGAUGAAUUAUAUUAUGCUUGGGAAUAAUUCAAUCGUGAUUGUGGAAAAUCAAACCAAUUCAACUUGGAAAGUAACAUCUGAUGAUCUAUUUAAAUUUACUAGCAAUGAUAAUAAAUUCAAUAACCCAGUCGUAAAGUCAACGAACCCUAAUUUAGGAUCACAAGUAAACGAGUCCACAGGACAACUCCAUAUAUCAUUCACUUAUCCUAUAAUUCUUUCUAGUUCAAACAUUUCAAUAUACCAAAAAACCAUUGGGUCUAAUAAUGACCUAUUGCGCCAACGAUUUCAAGGUGUUUCAGCAAAUCAAUUUUGUCAAAUAGAUCCAAAUGAUAAUAAAACGGUUAUCAUAAAAGUAUUUCCUAGUACUUUUAAUGAACCUAAUGGUUUUUAUUACGUGGUCGUUGAGGAUAAUUUUGUAAAACGUAGUGAUUCAAAUGAAGCGCUUUUGGGAAUUGACAAAAACUUAUGGACUCUAGUCAAUGAUCAAAUAACGGGUAUUAUACGUCUUACACCAGGUGGCUCUAGUUAUUAUCUUUCCCUGAACUCAGAUGAUCAACAAAAAUUCCAUGAAAAAAUGGCUACCGACCUUUCAAAUGUAAUCCCCGUCGAAGACAAUAGAUUAACACCUAUGAAUGGAUUCGAAAAAGACAUAUCCUCAGGAACAUUGCAAAUUUUACUUUCUUUUAAAAUUCUGGAUACCUCAGAUUUGUUAAAGAAAAGUUCAGUCAAUAUAUCACAAGACUUUAAUACCUUGUUGAAAUACAAGAAAUACAGUGCUUUAAUGCAUUAUAAUACUACAUCAUUAAUUGAUGAUAGUUAUCCUAUGACUAUUGCACGUAAUUUGGUAGUCCUUAUCGUGUCAACAUCUAUAAACAUAAUUUCAUCAACUUUAAUUAUCGCUCAUGAAAUUGGUAAAAAUUUAAAAUUCAGCAAAUGGUUUUCAGAAUAUGGUUUUCUUCUUCCAUUUUUCACAAUCAUAUCGGCGGGACAUAUUGAAACUCUAUACGUUUUAUCUUCGAAAUUUUUAACGUUGAAAAUAUUCAGCGCUCAUUUCUCAAAAACCGCAGAAAAUGCUAUAUUUUGGGUUGGAAUAUUAGGUUUGAUAGUUGGUAUUCCACAAUUCAUUAUUCAGGUUGGUAUUUAA
Cetraspora pellucida is the source of this 2199-nucleotide messenger RNA. The record is from the annotation of a GenBank genome assembly. NCBI's taxonomy places the organism in Eukaryota, Fungi, Glomeromycota, Glomeromycetes, Diversisporales, Gigasporaceae.